CACCCCCACCUCUCUGUCUGCGCUCUCGAUCCAACAUGGAGUGAGGAGAAGAUGGGGCUCGUCAGGGGCCAUCCUAGCCGACACCUGAGCACCAUCCUCGGUCACUGCCGUCCAGGACAAGGAGGACGAAGAAGGUGUGCGAUGCGCUGGUUGGAUUGAGGCGGAAGACGAGGAAGAGGAGUCAGCAUCCUCAAAGAGGAGCGCGAGACGACACGAAGACGCCCGGAGAGCCGCACGCGCUGCUGCGGAGGCCCGCCAAACAUGGAGACACUGGCGGGAAAUCAUUAUCACAGCACGUGAACGUGGACAAACAUGAACGAGGACGCGCGCCCAGAUGAUGACAGCUACAUCGUGCGUGUCAAAGCGGUGGUGAUGACCAGAGACGAUUCGAGUGGUGGCUGGUUGGCGCAAGAUGGCGGCCUGAGCAGAGUGGGCGUGUGCAGGAUAGUGCCGGCCGGCCUGCUUGGACGCAACGCCUUCCUCAUCCACGGAGAACGACUCAGAGAUAAACAGGUGAUUCUGGAGUGCUUCUUGAAGAAGGAUCUGAUCUACACCAAGGCCACGCCCACGUUCCACCACUGGAAGGUGGACAACAGAAAGUGUGGUCUGACCUUCCAGAGUCCAGCAGAUGCGCGAGCCUUCGACCGUGGCGUGAGGAAGGCCCUGGAGGACCUGACAGAAGGCUCGACCACUUCGUCGUCGACACUGCAGAACGAGGCCGAGCUUGGUGAUGAUGACGUGUUCACGACUGCCACUGACAGUUCGUCCAACUCAUCUCAGAGGAGGGAGCCCGUCAUGCACACACUGGCUCCGCUCACCUUCUGCGAGCACCGCCGCCACUGCAUCCUGGGACACUUCUACGAGCAACACCGGCCUUCCGACCACUACUUCCUGGACCAGACGGUGCACACAUUCCCUCGCCACGUAAGCUUCCAGUUUGAGGAGGAGAUUGUACGCAUCAACCCUCGAGAGCGAGCCUGGCUCACCGGCUACGAGGACUACCGGCACGACUCCGCCACACGAGACAAACUCUUGCUGUCCAACACGCCGGACGCCUACAUGCGCUUCGCCAAGAGCGAGGCGCCCAAGUGCGACUACAGCUACCCAUACCCAUUGGCCUGUGAGGUGCAGCGAGGCUGCAGCGGCAAACCCGCCUGUCUAGACCUGAGCGGCGGCACACUGAGGGGGGCGGUGACGGUGCAGCCUCAAGCCAAGCGGAGGAAGGACGGCGAGCGUCUGCGCUGUGUCUACUGUCAGGACAUGUUCCACCACGAGGACAAUGGGCGGGGCCGCUGCCAGGAGGCGCCUGACCCCAUCCAUGUGUGCAUCCGGCGGGUCAGCUUCAUGUGGUGCGCUGACAGCCUGCUGUACCACUGUAUGUCCGACCCCGAGGGCGACUACUCGGACCCGUGCUCCUGCGACACCAGCGACGAGCGCUUCUGUCUGCGCUGGAGCGCCCUGGUGGCGCUGUCGCUGCUGGCGCCGUGCAUGUGCUGCUACGCGCCACUCACCGCCUGCCACCGCUGCGGUGUGGCUUGUCGCUGCUGCGGCGGCAGACACAAAGCUGCCGGCUGAGGCGGGUCGUGCCCCCCACCCCGCUGUGAUUUUAAGUGUCGUGUGUCGUUGUCUUUGUCGCGUUGUUCGAGUCCUACAACGGAGGUUGUUCUACUAUGUUGUUUGUCUUUUAGGCUUCAAAUGUGACUGCGCAGACGUCCAGUUUGAUGCUCUCUGAGGGAACAAACAUGAUAUUUUUAUACAAGUCAUCACAGACACCUUUCACAAGCAGGAACAAGCAGGCCGUUAGCCUAUCUUAGCAUAAUGCUAAUCCAAAAUACAACAUCUUUCUGCUCCACUGAGCUGACGUGAGAUAUACUUUGGCUGGUUGCCAAGGUAAGAAGAUGUUUGUCACUUCAUUGCUACCAUUAAAGCUAAGCAGCCACUGUUGUUGCCUUCUGCUGGUCAUUCGAGAGAAUACAUGUUGGGACGUCCACUUUUUACUGUCCACUAGAGGGCGGUCACGUGAGGUCAUCGCCAUGGCAACUAAAACGCAAACAUUAUGCAAUCAAACGCCACGUGACGUUUGCAGUAGAGGAUUAUUAUUGUUCUUAAAAUCUGGGAUGUUCCAAGUUGACGUUCAGGACAGCAAAAAGUGACGUCUGUCAGCUUGUCUCCUGAGAAUCAGACGUCUAAUCAGACGUCUGAUCUAAUUCCGCCACCAUUCCACACAGAGAAGAUUCUUGCGUUUAUUUUUGUAGCGGUGGCGAGGAAAAGUCUGAUGUGCAUCCGCGUUACUGUGGAAGAAAGUGCCUGAAGCUCAUCACGUGCAUUUUUCAUUCAUUGUCAGUUGUUUUUUUUAAAUACAUGACAUUUUUAACAACAUUUUCGCCACACACACAUACACAACUAUAUGUACAUAUAUACAGUAAAAGGAAUGAAUGAAUGGACAAAGUGUACAUUUUCAGUUCUAUUUUUUUAUUGUGUCUAUAAUGAUGGAUGUAAAUGUCAAACAACUGUGUGUUUGUGUGUGUGUGUGUGUGUGUUGGAGACAAUCAUGUGUUGGUUUUUACCAAAAGAUCUUGCCAACGUCUUGUGUGAGAAAGUGUUUCAUCAUCUCAACAUGACAAAAUAAAGAUGGAAAAAGA
Messenger RNA from Dunckerocampus dactyliophorus (ringed pipefish), 2642 nucleotides. It is a transcript of the gene spred2a, whose product is annotated as sprouty related EVH1 domain containing 2a. The coding region runs from base 313 to 1575 and encodes 420 amino acids. Gene Ontology annotation, cellular component: membrane. The record is from RefSeq and is a predicted model, not a curated record. NCBI's taxonomy places the organism in Eukaryota, Metazoa, Chordata, Actinopteri, Syngnathiformes, Syngnathidae. The transcript is spliced from 6 exons. Gene Ontology annotation, biological process: multicellular organism development; negative regulation of MAPK cascade. Gene Ontology annotation, molecular function: protein kinase binding.